AAAAAACAGCAGUUGAAAGAAUCGUUCAAAAGCAGGGAGAUAAAAGUGUGGAGAAAGUCACAGUGACAGACAGGCAGAGAGUAGAGAAAUACAUUCAGUUCUAAAAAAGAAUGGGCACCCUGGUGAGCAGUGCUGCUGCUCUGCUCUUAACCUCCCUUUUGGCUUUGCUCUUUGGAGUUUCUUCAAUUCUGGGCCAGGACCUGACAGAGAGGGAUGCACUAUGCAAUGCAGAUGGCUGCUUCGUGGUCUACUUCCAACGCAAGUCUUUCCUGGACUCAUGGAAGGCCUGCAAGGACAAAGGUGGUAACCUGGCUACCAUCAAACGCAGGCAGGAUGAAAACACUAUUUCCACUCUCUUCUCCUCUCUAGACUUACGCCACUCGCGCACUAAGGUCCAGGUAUGGAUCGGCCUGCUGCGGCAGCCUCGCCAGUGCACCAGUCGCCCACUUCGGGGUUUCUCUUGGACUACUGGUGACCAGGACACAGAGUAUACUAACUGGCAGAAAGAGGACUCCCCUGUGUGCUUAGCAUCACGCUGUGUAGUUAUUGGCUACAACAUUCAAGAGCAGAGUGAUAACUUUAAAUGGCUGGAUGGUUCCUGCUCAGUCCCUGUAGAUGGGUAUCUUUGCCAUUAUGACUACAAAGGAAUGUGUCCUGCAUUGUGGGGUGAAGGGGCAGGCAAAGCCCUCUACGACACACCAUUUGACCUUUUAAGCACGCUUCUAAGCCAUGUACCAUUUGGAUCUGUUGCUGACAUGCCCUGCCCCACAGGCACAAAGGAGCAAGUUCUGUGUACGCAGAGGGAAGAUGGCUCAGUGGGGUGGUCAAGAGAUUCCCCCCUCUGCUCCAAUCCCCCUCCAUCAAAUAACUGGUGUGAUCAGGAUAACGGUGGAUGUGAACAUUUCUGCAGGCAAGCCGGUGCUCACUCCUACUGCGAGUGUGCCGACGGUUAUCAACUUGGAGACGAUGGGCAGAGCUGUGAGCUGCCUGAUGUUUGUCAAGGAGCCCCCUGCCAAUUUGAGUGCCUGCCCCUUUCAGAUGGGUACCGUUGUGCCUGUCCUGAAGGAUACAUGCUUGCACCAGAUGAACGUGGCUGUGUGGAUGUAGAUGAGUGCCUUCAGAGUCCCUGUGAGCAGCAAUGUGUGAAUGCUCCAGGGACGUUUGAAUGUCGAUGUCGGGAGGGUUACCAUCCUGAUGAUGAAGGUGGGUGUGAGGACAUAGAUGAGUGUAUGAAUGACCCAUGUGAACAUGAAUGUGAGAACACUGCAGGUUCUCAUAUCUGCCACUGCCAUCUGGGUUUUUCCCUGCUGCCUGAGGACCCCAGUCGAUGCCAAGACACUGACGAGUGCCAGAUCCCCGGGACCUGCGAGCAGAUGUGUGUGAAUUAUGAAGGUGGAUUUGAGUGCUACUGCGAGGAAGGCUAUGCACUCUUGAAUGAUCACUCUUCAUGUCAGAAGAUCGGAGAAGGAGAUGACCAAUCUGCUGCCACGCCUCCUUUUCCUUGGGUCACUGACCGGCCUGUAUGGGACCGUGCGGACUAUUGGAACCAACAGCAGUCCCACACAGACUGGCCUCCAGAGGUGGAGCAAUCUCUGGACUGGUUGACAGACCCACCCAGAGUUUUGGACUCUGGCGUAAUUUGGGUCACUAGUGCCCCUCAGGACGAUCUGCCAUUUGAGUCAACACUGGACCCUCUGACAGACAAAGACAAGGAAGAUGAGGAAAGAAUAGAUGAUGGAGUACUUGACUGGUCCCGCUGGGAGCAGGGAUCCCAGUCUGAGCUGGAAGUUUGGCCAUCCACCAUCUCCACUACACCUCCACCCAGCACCAGCUCCAGCACUACCGCAGACUGGUAUGAAGAUGAAGAGGAGGAGACCACCACAGCUUUCCCCUUACUUCCUACCUCUACAAUCUCUGAGGGAGCUUGGAAUUGGUGGGCUGGGCUCACCACUGCCAGCCAGAAACCAGGAAAUCCAGAUGAUGCAGUUACAGACCACUACAUGCCUACUCAGUCUAGCUACCACAUUGAGGCAGAGGAGGAAAAGUACCCCCUUAGGGAAAAUGCUCAGUUCCCAGAGGAGUUAGAGGAGGAGGAAAAGGACAAUGUGGAGACCACCGUUUUCCAAGACCCAGCUGUUUCCACCCAGCUUACUCCAUCCCAGCCAGCCCCAAGUGAAGGUGACAUCAUCGAUCCUGUUCAGGAGGACAGGGGACAGAAACAGAGCAGCACCUGGCUCCUGGUGGGCCUCUUGGUGCCCAUCUGCAUUUUCAUUGUGGUGAUGGUGGCACUGGGCAUUGUCUACUGCAGUCGGUGUGCUGUUCAGCCACGCAACAAGAAUGCUACUGACUGCUACCACUGGAUCUCUGGGGCUCAUGAUAAACAGGCAGCUCCUAACCCCUCAGCAGGGGUCAAGACCCAUGUUUAAACAGAGAAAAGAGAAACUGACAUUCACACAAACAGACUCUGUUUCAGAGGUAAGCAUGAGUGAAUAAUGAACUUGGUCGGGGACGAGCUAAAUAUUUGACCCUCUGUCUCUGGAACUGCCCACUCUUUGAACACAUUUGGAUAUUACUGUUGUAUGCCAGUUGAUAGAGGUGGGGAAGGUACACUCAAAACCACUGACCUCUCUUUAGGAUGGGGUUGCUAUGUGGUACAAACUGCUUUGAUGUUGCAUACACUGACCACACAGCACAAGAUCUGAUUGCUUCAUGAUUGCACUAGAUUACAUAGUGAUACAAUAUUACCAUCUACAUUAGUGAUGUUGAAAAAUCUGUCCACACAUAAUGUGUGUAGUCACUGAUUAAUUUCAGUAUUUCACAGCUGGAUACAGAUCUUGCCAAGAGGUUUUGAAAUUAAUGUACUGAUGACAAAUCAUUGUGCCUUUUUAAGGCAGCAAAUUUGACUGUGAGGUCCCUUUUAUGCAAAAUCCUCAGGCUCAGUUAAUUUUAAUAGCAUAGCACUGUAGAUAACCAUUACUGUCAAAUGUGUUAAAGGGAUUUAGAUGCAUCUUUAGCUCACAUCAGCAGUGAGAGAAAGAAGACUGUAUGCACAUUUCCCUUCAAGAAAAAAGCCAUUAUCCAGCCAUAACGCUUGGGAAAAAAAUCAUUUAAAAUCACUGUGUUGGUGUUGAAUGGUUAAAAGAGACCAAAACUUCUUUGUAUAUACUGUUUUUUUGUAUUUAUGUUUAUUUGAAACUUGUCGCCAGCCAUUUGUUUAAAAAGAAAAUGUAAUAGCGUUAAUAAUUCAAUGACGUGCCUUUUUUAAAUGGACCCUGUAAACCUGGUGAUAUGCAGAGGAAUGCCUGUUUACACAUGGGAAUGUCUUUCCCCCACUCAUGUCAAGUUUCAGAGCACUUCUCCUUUCCUUAACUUUUUUUGAAGAGAGGUUAAAGUGCAGAUGUUCACAUUGCACAGGGAAUGUUGUAGGGGCCGGUGCUUGACAUUAGACUUGACCUUGUUCAUGAAAUGGCCAUCAGUCACCUUUUUUCGCAAACCCUAAUUCAUUAGUGCACCCGAGAGGGUUUUGUCUUAGAGCAGUACUGAAUUGUUUUAUAGCCUUGUUGGAUCACAUCCAGCUGUGUGAGACUGCAGUCAGUGUGACACCUUGCAGUUGGUGGUGCAACUUCAGAUUUUUAAUAAUGUCACAAGACAAUGAGAUCACUUCCAAAAGCAUAAAUAACACUGAGGAGCAUUAAAGACCAAAGUGGAACAAAAAUGCAAGGCAUUUACACAUUUAUGCACAUUUGAAUUUAUGGAUUACUUUUUAUUUAAUGACUGAGGAAAUAAAUCACCAUUCCAAAUGUAUAUAUGAAAUAUGUCUUUAUUUUAUUGAUGGACUGUGAAAUAGAAGAAACACCUGAUGUCUUUUUUAUUUUCUGUUACAUGUAAAAAAAAAUUGUGAAUUAAAG
Molecule: messenger RNA, 3908 nt
Organism: Scomber scombrus (Atlantic mackerel)
Lineage: Eukaryota; Metazoa; Chordata; Actinopteri; Scombriformes; Scombridae
Gene: cd248a
Product: CD248 molecule, endosialin a
Exons: 1
Coding region: 111-2426 (771 amino acids)
Molecular function (GO): calcium ion binding
Source: RefSeq, a predicted model, not a curated record